CCUCAGACACUCACCAGUCUCUGCCUGAAGCAGUAAUCGGACAACUCUCGUUCUCAAUAAGUCAGUCUCCUGAGAUACUGAGCUAGGCUCAAUGGGUUCCAACACCUAAAAUGAGAAAGAAAAAAGUAGUCCUGUAGUUUACAUUUACUGCGCUACAGCUUCUACCAACACUCUGAGAGCUGUUUAAGACAGCGGGCUGUCCUCUCUGCUGGACUGGCCGACCGUUUUUCCAGAAGAUUUCUUUUUUUUAAAGGGGAGGAUAAAAGAGGGGAUAAACACACAGGGAUUCAACUCUAAUUGUAAAACAAUUAAGGAGCUUGCCAGAGCAAACACACGCCUCAUGAAGUUCUCAUCCGCCCAUCACCGAGGUCUAUGGAAAUGCAGGAUCUAGCCAGUCCUCACAGCCGAGUAAGUGGAAGCAGCGAAUCUCCUAAUGGUCCCAACCUCGACAACUCCCACAUCAGUAACAAUUCCAUGACCCCCAAUGGCACAGAAGGUGAUAACAUCACAAUGCUCACCACUGCAGACUGGUUGUUAGGUUCUAACUCACAGUCUACAGCAGUUAAAACAGAGCCAAUGAGCAGCAGUGAAAUCGCCUCUUCAAUCACAGACUCCGCUUUAGACAGCUUCUCAGGAUCAGCUAUUGGAACCAGUGGCUUCAGCCCAAGACAAACUCACCAGUUCUCUCCGCAGAUUUACCCGUCCAACAGGACGUACCCACAUAUUCUGCCGACUCCUUCGUCUCAAAACAUGGCUGCGUACGGGCAGACGCAGUACACCACAGGAAUGCAGCAGGCCGCAGCAUAUGCAAGCUACCCUCAGCCUGGUCAGCCCUAUGGCAUCCCUGCUUAUGGUCCAUUGUGGGCAGGCAUAAAGACCGAAGGGGGUCUGAGCCAGUCCCAAUCCCCGGGACAGACGGGCUUCCUGAGCUACGGCUCUGGCUUUACCACACCACAGACGGGACAGGCCCCUUACAGUUACCAGAUGCAGGGUGGUUCUUUCACAACAACAUCUGGGUUGUAUGCAGGAAACAACUCAUUGACGAACUCAACAGGCUUUAACAGCACACAACAGGACUACCCCGGUUAUCCAGGUUUUGGCCAGGGCCAAUAUGCUCAGUAUUACAACAGUUCCCCAUAUACCUCACCCUACAUGACAAGUAAUAACACCAGCCCCAGCACCCCUUCCACCACCACCACAUAUACUCUCCAGGAGCCCCCCGCUGGGAUCACCAGCCAAGCUCUUACAGACAACCCUGCAGCAGAGUACAGCACCAUCCACAGUCCAUCAACCCCCAUUAAAGAUUCAGAUUCAGAUCGAUUGCGCCGGGCCUCGGAUGGAAAGUCACGUGGCCGUGGAAGAAGGAACAACAACCCAUCACCACCGCCCGACUCUGACCUUGAGCGAGUUUUCAUCUGGGACCUGGAUGAAACAAUCAUCGUUUUCCAUUCCUUGCUCACGGGGUCUUAUGCCAACAGAUACGGACGGGACCCUCCAACUUCUGUAUCAUUAGGACUAAGGAUGGAAGAAAUGAUCUUCAACUUGGCAGACACACACUUAUUCUUUAACGACUUAGAGGAAUGUGACCAGGUACAUAUUGAUGAUGUGUCCUCAGACGAUAAUGGCCAGGAUCUAAGUACAUAUAACUUCAGCGCUGAUGGUUUCCACGCAGCAGCUACGAGUGCCAACCUUUGCCUGGCCACAGGCGUGCGGGGAGGCGUGGACUGGAUGAGAAAACUCGCCUUCCGCUACAGACGAGUAAAAGAAAUCUACACCACCUACAAAAAUAAUGUUGGAGGUCUGCUGGGCCCUGCCAAAAGGGAAGCCUGGUUGCAAUUGCGAGCAGAAAUUGAAGCCUUGACGGACUCCUGGUUAACACUGGCACUGAAAGCACUAACAUUAAUCCACUCAAGGUCAAACUGUGUGAAUAUCCUGGUGACCACCACGCAGCUCAUCCCAGCCCUGGCGAAGGUCCUGCUUUACGGCUUGGGAGUUGUCUUCCCUAUAGAGAAUAUUUAUAGUGCAACAAAAAUAGGGAAGGAAAGCUGCUUUGAGAGAGUAAUUCAAAGAUUCGGGAGGAAAGUUGUUUACAUUGUUAUCGGAGACGGUGUGGAAGAAGAACAAGGCUCAAAAAAGCACAACAUGCCUUUCUGGAGGAUCUCCAGCCAUUCGGACCUCAUGGCCCUCCACCAUGCUCUGGACCUGGAGUACUUGUAGCACUGCACCACAGUACGCCCCUCUCUACGCAUCAGGACAUAGAUCCAACCGCCUUUCACCAUUGCUCUCGGCCCCCAUCUCAUGCUUGCUGUGGCCUCCAGACUACAGAAAGAGGGAAAAGCCCCUCCAUCCCACCCCCUUCCUCCUUUGCAUGCUGCAUCUAUCUUUUGCUACAAUGAAAGGAAAAAGAAGAGGACAGUGGGGGAAAAAAGAAGCACACGGUUAAUGUGCUGACAUAUAGUCACACAUUGUCUUAACCCUGAAACUUUUUUGUGCCUUUUUUUUUCUCUUCUGCAACACAAAGAACGGGAGAGAGGUGAAUUUACAGUGCAGCAGCUGCUCGCCCUGGUUACUGUGAAUCGGCUGCUUUCUAAAGCUGUUAAAGUGUUUUACUGCCCCUCCACACCUUCCCGUUUGUGCCGGGGCUCCAUCAGGUUUCACACCUUGGAAGAGAACAGAGCUACUGACGGACUCGCCUUCCUUGCUGCAGAACUCUGCUUCAGCCGCUGGCUAAGAUUUCUGCUGCUUUCUCCUCUGCAUCCUCUGCGUUUUACCACUUUUUGACUUCCACGUCUCCCUUCUCUGUAAAUGGACAGACAGGCUUAUAGUGAUUUUUAUCAGCCUCAACGGGGGAGUCCUGUGCUUCUUAUUUAUGAAGAGACUUUGCGAGUGGCCCAAGCGCCACUGAGAAGGUACCUCGAUGACAAAGACUUGUGCCUUUUACAAACAAACAAACAACGAGGGAAAAAAAAGACAUUUAUGGAAGAAUUACAAAAAAAA
This is a messenger RNA of Cyprinodon variegatus (sheepshead minnow), 2997 nucleotides long. It is a transcript of the gene eya1, whose product is annotated as EYA transcriptional coactivator and phosphatase 1. Gene Ontology annotation, molecular function: protein tyrosine phosphatase activity. The transcript has 19 exons. Gene Ontology annotation, biological process: positive regulation of DNA repair; cell differentiation; negative regulation of extrinsic apoptotic signaling pathway in absence of ligand. NCBI's taxonomy places the organism in Eukaryota, Metazoa, Chordata, Actinopteri, Cyprinodontiformes, Cyprinodontidae. Gene Ontology annotation, cellular component: nucleus. The record is from RefSeq and is a predicted model, not a curated record. Bases 373 to 2217 code for a protein of 614 amino acids.